GCCUAUCAGACCUGGCGAGAAAGCAUGAGAAAUGGUUCCUGCAAAUUUGGAGCUAGCUGUAAGUUUGAUCAUCCUGAUCCUAAAGCUGUCGGUGGGGCUGAUCCUGCCCCGGUAUAUGUCAAUGGUGUCCCUGGUGGAUCGACUCCUUCACAGGCAAAUGUGGCAUCAUGGUCUAUUCCAAGGCCAUCGAACGAAACCGCUCCUUAUGUGCCAGUUAUGUCAUCAACUCGAGGGGUUCCUUCUCAAUUUUCAGAAUGGAAUGGAUACCAGACUCCGGCAUAUCCACAAGAAAGAAGUAUGCGUCCCUCAGCUGCAUUUGCAAAUAAUACAGCAACUGGAACCAGCAUCUAUGGAAACAAUCAGGAGAUGCCAUCGGAUGAUGAGUUCCCGGAGCGACCUGGUGAACCUGCAUGCAGCUUCUUCUUGAAAACGGGGGAAUGCAAGUUCAAGUCUAAUUGCAAGUAUCAUCAUCCAAAAAUUCGGCCACCAAAACCACCUCCUUGUGUUCUCAGUGACAAGGGCCUGCCUUUAAGACCAGAUCAAAACAUCUGCUCACACUACAGCCGAUAUGGCAUAUGCAAGUUUGGGCCAGCUUGUAAAUUCAAUCACCCUACUUUGUCCGUAACUGAUUCUGACAUAGACAAGCCGGUGGCUUCUACGAACUAGCCCUUUGGCUGCAGAAUCCUGAAGCCAAGCUUGAGUUCAGUACAUGCACCCGAUGUACCAUCGGCUCCGCCGGAUUUUUAGGUCUAACGGUAAAAGCCUGACUUCUAAAUCCUUGCGAAACUGUAAGUUAAAAUGCUACGCUGCACAUAAGUUCGUUUAAGCUAAAACUGCCUCUAGGCUUUUCACAGCAGCGUGUUGUGUGUUUUAGACAAAGACAGACUGCAAACCUAGGGUUUUUUUUUUUUUUUUUUUUUUUUUUUAAUUCUUCUGUUUCUUUUGUAAUAGACCUAGAAAAGGUGGGCAUGAUGCUGGAAUUGAGAAGGUGAAGUAUGGCUGGAUUGUUGUCCUAAAUCCACUUACCAUCA
Messenger RNA from Tarenaya hassleriana, 1031 nucleotides. RefSeq names its product zinc finger CCCH domain-containing protein 67-like. The transcript is spliced from 4 exons. Gene Ontology annotation, molecular function: mRNA binding; metal ion binding. Bases 25 to 666 code for a protein of 213 amino acids. The record is from RefSeq and is a predicted model, not a curated record. Lineage: Eukaryota; Viridiplantae; Streptophyta; Magnoliopsida; Brassicales; Cleomaceae.